Fraxinus pennsylvanica is the source of this 1134-nucleotide messenger RNA. The record is from the annotation of a GenBank genome assembly. Lineage: Eukaryota; Viridiplantae; Streptophyta; Magnoliopsida; Lamiales; Oleaceae.
AUGGUGGCAGAACCAGAGAUUUUGUCCCCGCAAAGCGUUUCCGUUCAGUACUUUAGCGCCAAAAAGUCGACCGAUAUUGAAGCCGAAUUCUUCGAUGUCUCAUCGGCGGCGGUAGCGGCGGCUCCUACUGGUAUUACUACUACGCCGCAUAAAUCUCAGAUCUUCGUCGCCUCCGAAUCGGAGAUUUCAAUCGAAAUCUGUCGUUCUGAAUCGGCUCGUAGCUGCUCAACGAGUGGCCAGAUUACCACUGUUUUCGAGAGUCCGAGUAGCAAAUUUGUUCCGAGCAUUUGCUCAGGUUCUCUGUACAAGUGGUCUCAACCAAGUGCCUUCUAUGCUGUUUUUGACGGCCAUGGAGGCUCAGAUGCGGCAGCUUAUGUCAAAAAUAAUGCCAUGAAAUUCUUUUUUGAGGAUGCCAGUUUGCCUCAAACUUCUGAUAAUGACGAAAAAUUCUUGCAAGAUUUGGAGAGAGCUCAACGCAAUGCAUUUUCAUUGAUUGAUCUUGCCUUGGCUGAUGAACAAAAUGGUGUUGAUUCGUACUGUGGAACAACAGCAAUUACCGCCUUGGUCCUUGGAAGGCAUUUACUUAUUGCAAAUGUGGGUGACUGCCGUGCUGUCCUCUGCAGAAAAGGAGUUGCAGUUCAGUUAUCUCAAGAUCACAGACCCUCGUGUCAGCUGGAACGGCAAAGGGUUGAGAAUUUAGGUGGUAUCAUUGAGUAUGAGUUCCUAAACGGUGAACUUGCUGUUACUCGAGCACUCGGAGACUGGUACAUGAAACUCCCAUUAGGUUCAGCUUCUCCUCUAACUGCAGAGCCAGAUAUUCAACGGACUUUGUUGUCCGAGGAUGAUGAGUUCUUGAUAAUCGGUUGUGAUGGGAUCUGGGAUGUGAUGUCGAACCAGGAAGCAGUUAGCCUAGUUCGCCGUGAGCUUAGGCAUACUCAUAACCCCCACCAGUGUGCACGAGAACUUGUGAAUCAAGCAUUAAGGCAAGAUACAGGUGACAACCUCACAGCCAUUGUUGUUUGCUUCUCUUCCCUAGAGCGACAAAAUUCUGUUGUUUCUCAGAGACCAAGAUUGAGAUUUUGCCUGUCCAAGGAAGCAAGAAAGAAGUUGCAGAGCCUAUUAGGAGGCAAUUAA